Pygoscelis adeliae (Adelie penguin) is the source of this 1092-nucleotide messenger RNA. Its product is annotated as keratin, type II cytoskeletal 6B-like. Lineage: Eukaryota; Metazoa; Chordata; Aves; Sphenisciformes; Spheniscidae. The transcript has 7 exons. The record is from RefSeq and is a predicted model, not a curated record. Gene Ontology annotation, biological process: intermediate filament organization; keratinization. The annotation marks the transcript as partial. Gene Ontology annotation, molecular function: structural constituent of skin epidermis. Gene Ontology annotation, cellular component: keratin filament.
GGCGUGGCUAUUGGAGGCUACGGUGGCGUCAUUGGCAUCGGCCUCGGCGGAGGUAGAUCUGAAGGGAUUCGGGGCGUCAGCAUCCACCCGGAGCUCCUCAAGCCCCUCUGCGUGGGGGUCGACCCCGAGGAGUGCCAAGUGCGGACCCAUGAGAAAGAGCAGAUCAAGAACCUCAACAACCAGUUCGCCUGCUUCAUCGACAAGGUCCGGCUGCUGGAACAGCAGAACAAAGUGCUGACCACCAAGUGGGAGCUGCUGCAGCAGUAUGUCCUCCCAGCUUCCAGGAGAAACCUGGAGCCUGUUUUCGAGAACUUCAUCUGCAACCUGAGGAAGCAGCUGGAGUGUGUGCUGGGGGAGCGAGAGAGGCUGGAAAAUGAGGAGCGGUGCCUCAGGGACCUGGUUCAAGAGUACAAGUGCAAGUAUGAAGAUGAGAUCAACAAGCGCACGGCUGCGGAGAACGAGUUUGUGGUCCUCAAGAAGGAUGUGGACUGUCUCUACCUGACCAAGGAGGAGCUGGAGGUGAGAGUGGGCCUCCUGCGGCAGCAGCUGGAGUUCCUGAAGUGCAUCUACGCCGAGGAGAGAGCUCAGCUGGAUUGCCAGCUGUGUGACACCUCUGUCAUCGUGCAAAUGGACAACAGCCGGGACCUGGACAUGGAGGGCAUCAUCAAAAGUGUUGAGUGCUGCUACGAGGAGAUUGCCCAGAAGAGCAAGGCUGAAGUGGAGGCUUUCUACCAAACCAGACUGGAGGAGCUCCACAGCAGCAGGGGCAAGUUCUGCGAUGACCUGAGAAACAACCAGAGCGAGAUAGCCGAGCUGAACCGGAUGAUCCAGAAGCUGCAGUGCGAGUCGGAUAAUGUGAAGAAACAGAUCGCAGCUCUACAGACGGCCAUCUGCGACGCUGAGCAGCGGGGCGACUGCGCCCUCAAAGAUGCCCGGCAGAAGCUGAUUGACCUGCAGACUGCACUGCAGCAAGCCAAGGACAAGAUGGCAUGCUUGCUGAGAGACUACCAGGUACUGCUGAACGUCAAGCUGGCCCUGGACAUUGAGAUUGCCACUUACAGGACGCUGCUGGAAGGAGAAGAGAGCAGGUAG